AAUCUUGCCCCAUUGUAUCUGAAGAAACAGAAUCUUAAAUGGUCUGUUUUCUAAAAAGAAAGUCCCGGAUAAUUAUUCCAAAGAAGCAGUUCCCAGUUAUGAUUGGUUCCAGACAGAUGGUUCCAUCACCGUGGUCAUAUACACUAAACAAAAGGAUAUGAACAGUGAGUUGGUGAUAGCUGAUCUUCAAGAACGUAAACUGAGAGGAGAGCUGAUUGUGAAAGACUACUCGUAUCUUUUACAUCUCGAACUGAGUUAUGCAGUUCAUGAGGAUAUGAUAGUACAGGUCUCUGAAAAAGUGGGAAAGGUGGAAUUUGUCCUGAAGAAGAAAGAAAUUCUGUCUUGGAAAAAACUUGGACAGCCAUUGGAAAGUCAUAACUCCUUUGUCAAACGCACAGAGAGAGCAUUACCGCUGGGAACCCAUCUCCUGGUCCCUGUUGGGCACCAUGUUUACCUCAGACAAACUAUUACAGGCACAGAGAUAGUGAAGCCAUAUACACCAGUGCCAUCUUUCUUGGUGUCUACAUUCAAAAACCCCUGUCAUGAUGAUCAGUUGCAUAUAUUUUUCAUAAUCAAAAUUUACCCAAGUGGACUAUUCACACCAGUACUUGAUGCCCUACAAAUAG
Podarcis muralis (Common wall lizard) is the source of this 626-nucleotide messenger RNA. Lineage: Eukaryota; Metazoa; Chordata; Lepidosauria; Squamata; Lacertidae. The record is from RefSeq and is a predicted model, not a curated record.